AUGCCGGUUCCCGUAUAUCAUAUUGUGAUCAAAAUAACCUAUGUGCUUCAUGGAAUUGGCAUAUUUGAUCAUGUUAGUGGUGUACGUGGACAAUGGACAUAUAAUAAAUCUGGUCCAUUAGUAUUAGAUCGUCCAGGAAAAAUGCCUGCAAAUGGUCAAUAUGUCUUAUGGCCAUUUCUAUCAUCUGAUCAAACAAUGACAGCAACUAUUGAUAAUGACAUUAAUAAUAUAUUAAGUAAUUUUUCAUUAAAUGGUGGAUGGUUUGAACAAACAGAAAUAAAAGGAUCCGCUGCUAAUGCUGCUGUUUCUAUUUCAACAAAAUUACAACCUGGUGAGAAAAAAACUUUAUCAAUAUUAUUUGCUUGGUAUUUUCCACAUCAUUAUUGGUUAGAUUUACCAUUAGAUAAUUAUUAUACAUUAUUAUUUAAUAAUGUAACAAAUGUUGGACAAUCAAUUGGAAUAGAUAAAUACGAUGAUAGUCAAUUGAAAAUAAUAAUAAAAGAUAUAUUAACAUUACAUUAUCUUUAUUUUAAUUCGAGUUUACCUGAUUAUUUAGUUGAUUCAUUAAUAAAUAGUGCUUCUCAUAUGCGUAGUGCAAUGUAUUUUUCUAAUGGUGAUUGGCGACAAUGGGAAGCAUAUGAUUGUAAUGAUGUUGAUAGUGUACAUAAUGAUCAUCAACGUCAUUUACCAUAUAUUCUAUAUUUUCCUGAAACAGAAAAAAUUAAAAUGUAUACAUGGGCUAAAUAUCAACAAAAUGAUGGAAUGAUACAAGAAACAUUUAUAGUUGGUUGUAUGGGUAACACAGCUCCUUAUAAUCAAUCUGGUGGGAGAAAUAUGGGAGAUGUAACAACAAUAUUUAUAUUAGAAACAUUAGAAUUAUAUCGUUGGACAAAUGAUUUGACUUUUUUAAAAGAUAUGUAUCCACAUGUUAUAGCCGGUAUACAAUGGCAAUUAAGUGUAUCAUCUCAAUUAGGUUUACCAGAACAUUUAGAAUGUACAUAUGAUAUACCAAAUAUGAGUCAAUAUCCAACAACAACAUUUAAUUCAUUCAUGCAUUUAGCUGCAUUACGUGCAUGUAUGGAAUUAGCUUUGAUUAUGAAUGAUACAAUUACAUAUAAUAAAUGUUAUGAAUCAUACUUUAUUGCUGUUAAACAAAUUAAUCAAUUAUUAUGGUAUAAUGAUAGUAUAGAUACAGGUUAUUUCUUAGCUUAUACAGGUGGACAAGGUGAAAAAGCAAUAUUUACUGAUGCAUUGUAUGGUCAAGUAUUAGCAUUUACAUAUGGAUUAGGUCCUUUAUAUAAUAUAUCAAUAAUGAAAAAGCAUUUAGAAAGUGAAGUACGAUUAGCAGAUACACCAUAUGGAUUAAGAAUGUUAACUGGACGAGAACCAUUAACAAAUCCACAAGAUAAUUCUAUAUGGAUGGGUGCAUCACAAGAUUGGUCUGUAUUAAAUUUAUGGUUUAAUAUGGAUUUAGAUAGUGCAUUAAUACAAUCUGAAAAAGGUUUAAAUCAUGUAAGACAAACAUUAAAUGAUCAAUGGAAUACACAUGGGUUAUAUGCAGGUGAUGGUUAUGGUAUUGGAGGAAAACCAUGGGUUACAUCACAUUAUGGUUUUCAUAUGGUCUUAUGGCAUUUACCAUUUGCAAUUACAGGUCAAUAUACAGAUUUAUCGAAAGGUAUAUUAUUAUUUUCACCUAAAUUACGAUCACCAUUUAUUUUGCCNAAGAAUCUUGCCUGA
Molecule: messenger RNA, 1737 nt
Organism: Rotaria sp. Silwood2
Lineage: Eukaryota; Metazoa; Rotifera; Eurotatoria; Philodinida; Philodinidae
Source: the annotation of a GenBank genome assembly